AUGCUUCGCCAACAAAUUGAUACGAAGUUCCCGAAGAGUUCCAAAGCAAUAACCGACGGAUGGACUUUUCCUGGCUGUGCUGCACGCGGAUUCGAGUUUGCAAGCCAGCUCCUCGAGCUCGGAGUGAAAUGGGACCCGAAGACAGUGCAAUACGCUUCCAAGACGUUGCGUGGAGCGAAGUGGCUUAUCGAUGAACAUUUCGACGUCAACACUGGUUUUGCGGGCGGCUCUACCAUACUAUGCCUUGCCGUCAGUUACAACAAGGAAGACGUCAUCCGCUUCCUGCUCUCAAUCGGCGCAAACCCUAAUCUUGGACCCCCAGUGUAUACGGGUAACAACGACAUGAAAGCACGCUCUUUGAAGGACUCACCUCACAUCCUCAACACUGCGGCUGCCUCGAGCACUCCCGAAAUCUUCGCUCUACUCCUCUUUCACGGUGCCAGCAUUAAGAGCUCAAUUCCGCUUCACUGUGCUGCCGGCUAUGAGAGGACUCUGUACAACCCUCCAAUGAUCAGUGGUAUACCGAUGAUGAAGUACCUUGUCGAUAUUCUUGGCGUCGACGUUAAUGCUUCAGACGACGUUAGGGUCACUGCACCUGAUCAUCUUGGGCAGGUUGGUACACCGCUUGAUUACGCCGUGAGAUCCGUCGAGAUGAGGAAGCGAGUCCUCAAUCUCCACCGCGCCGAUCCAAAAAUGCCCUCCUGGUCCGCCACAUUCAUCCGCUUCUACAUCGCAAACGUCCGACGGGCUAAAAUAAUCUUCGCCAGCACAUCUGCCACACAAUCAAGCGUUCAAGAACUGCACCUGCACCCCGCAUCCUUCGCACCCCCAACCAACCUCGGCAGCGACAUAUCCAUCCAACGCGUGGACGUAAACUCUUGGCCUUUGUACCUCGUCUCCAGCAACGCACAGAAAAAUGAAAAUGGAGAAACAGUCGUGUAUCUUCACGGCGGCGCUUUUUAUCGCGAAAUCGACCCCUUCCACUGGAAAUUCAUCGCGCAGCUAGCCCGUUCGACAGGCCUAGAUGUGCUUGUGCCCAUCUACCCUCUAAUACCACGCCCGACGGCAACAGCUGCGCAAGUCAUCGAUGGCAUCGUAUCCAUCUGCAAGCUAUCUGAGCGCAGGAUUGUCGGGUUGAUGGGCGAUUCGGCGGGUGGACACAUGGCGUUGGCCACAGCACAGUAUGCACCUGACAUAGCUGCGACGUUGAAGUUUAUAGUGCUCAUUUCGCCCGUGCUGGAUAUCGAGUUGACGCAUCCUGAAGUCAUUAGGCUGGAGAAGAAUGAUCCAUGGCUGAGUAUCGAGGGGUUGAAGAGCGUGGUGUUGCCAGCUUGGAGGGCGAAUUUGAAGACUGAGGAUGCGCUUGCUAGUCCGUUGUUUGGGGCGAUUGAUAAGUUACCGCCGGUGCUGUUGUUGUCGGGCACGGACGAUAUGUUGAAUGCGGAUGCGAGGCGAUUGAGUGCGAGGUUUCAGGGUGGAGAUGGGAGCGAGUGUGUCAAGGGUAGUGUGGAGGUGGAGGGUUUCAGGUAUGUGGAAGAGGAGGGAAUGAUUCAUGUUUACCCGCUGCUGCCGUGUUGGGAGGGCGAGGAGGCGAGGAAGUUGAUUUUCGGUUGGGUUGAGGAAAGGUUGGGGAGGUAG
Parastagonospora nodorum SN15 is the source of this 1638-nucleotide messenger RNA. RefSeq lists its product as hypothetical. The transcript has 4 exons. The record is from RefSeq and is a predicted model, not a curated record. Gene Ontology annotation, molecular function: hydrolase activity; protein binding. The coding region runs from base 1 to 1638 and encodes 545 amino acids. Lineage: Eukaryota; Fungi; Ascomycota; Dothideomycetes; Pleosporales; Phaeosphaeriaceae.